This is a messenger RNA of Candoia aspera, 2057 nucleotides long. RefSeq names its product Myb/SANT DNA binding domain containing 3 (gene MSANTD3). The transcript has 3 exons. NCBI's taxonomy places the organism in Eukaryota, Metazoa, Chordata, Lepidosauria, Squamata, Candoiidae. The record is from RefSeq and is a predicted model, not a curated record. The coding region runs from base 550 to 1377 and encodes 275 amino acids.
CCUGUUCUACGUGCCCAAGUAUGGGAUUACAGAUUUUUGCUAAGCAGCCGUUCUUCCCUAAGCUUUCCCACCGUGUCGGAAUUUGAGAAGAGCAGGAAGGGGCGGCUAAUAGUGCGGCGGUGGGAGGUGACAAAGAAGGUCUAGCCUUCCACCCCAGUCUCGAAGGGGGAGCAGAAAAUAAAGGCCGGUAAUGGUAGUGCUUUAAGAGUAAAGAUUGCUAUUAUCUUUUAAAAUCUAAGACUGCUGGAGUUGCAGUUGCAGAACAUUUUUUUUCUUUGUGUCCCAUUAUUGGGUUUUAGGAAGUAGUGAUAACAACAACACAUACGUUCUGUUUGGAUCCCGGCUUACGUGCCUCUAUUUGUAAAUCUACGACCGCUAGUGCGCAUGUAAAGUGAUGGGGCGUUCUUUGUCAGGCUAACACCUCUGCUUCCUUUUAUCUAAAACAAGAAGAGGAAAUCGGCAGGAUCGAGGAGAACGGAAGGGGAAGUCUGAGAAGGCCUUCAUGCACAGAAGCCUGAUUGCUUUGAUAUCCUGGGAAAUUGACAGAAAAUGCAAAACAGUGAAGUAAUAAAGCCUGCCAAAUACUUUUCUGAAGUGGAGAAGAGUGUGCUGCUGGCAUUAGUUGAGAAAUAUAAAUAUGUACUUGAGUGUAAAAAAAGUGAUGCAAGGACUAUUGCACUGAAACAACGGACCUGGCAGGCCCUUGCUCAUGAAUAUAAUUCCCAACCAAAUGUAUCACUCCGAGACUUCAAGCAGCUGAAGAAAUGCUGGGAGAACAUCAAGGCUCGGACAAAGAAAAUAAUGGCACAUGAAAGACGAGAUAAGGUAAAAAGAUGUAUUAGUCCACUUAUAAGUAAUCACAUCCUAGGAAAAGAGAAGAUCACCAACAUGAUACCAGAGCAAGUAUACUUUUUACAGACUCCACCAGAAGAAGAUUCUGAGUAUCAGCCUGAAGCUUCCAGCCAAGAAUCAUUCAGUGUUAUAAACAGAGAACCAUGUGAUGAAGAGAAAGAACUUGUACAUUUCCAGGUAUGUGAAGGUACCUCACAGUCUGAGCCUUCCUGUUCAGCAGUCAGAGUAACUGGCAAUAAAAACUUCAGAAAUAAAGCUGCUCAAGAAAGUGAUUUGAAAAAGAUGCAUGAGGAGGAACACCAUCAGCAAAUGUCUAUUUUGCAGUUGCAACUGAUACAAAUGAAUGAGGUGCAUGUGGCAAAAAUUCAGCAGAUAGAAAGGGAAUGUGAGAUGGCUGAAGAAGAACACAGAAUCAAGAUGGAAGUGUUCAACAAAAAGAAAAUGUACUGGGAGAGGAAACUUCAAACUGUUACAAAAGAAUGGCCUGUUCCAUCUUUUAACAGGCCAUUCCCUAAUUCACCCUAAUACAUGCAGCAGCCAGUGGUCCAUCAGACUGAAGUGACUUGAUCAUUAGAAAACAGUUCAAGGGUUAGGUUCAAUUCCUGUGUUUAGAAUGACAGAAUAGCUGUCUGUUGGCUGUGAACAAAUGUCAAGAAGGACCUAAAAUAAGGUUUAGGUAGGUUUUAAUUUAAUAAAACAACAAAGAAAUCUCCAUUUUUUUGGAGGCAAAAUGUUGAUGUAACUCCUGAUGGGACUUCCAGGUAUACCCAGUAAACGCAGUCUUUUCCAUGGUGGCCAGUUUGUUCCAGCUGGGUAUUUUAUGUUAUUUUAUUUUUGUAGCUGAAUUUUUCAAUUAUUUAUGGGUGAAGGUAUCUUAAGGUACAGUUGUUAACAGUUGUACAGUGACCCAGUUGAAUUAUUAAGCAAGGUGGAAAGGGUGAUAAUUCAGCACUUGCUGUACAAGAAAAAACAAUUAAAAGCUUUCCAACAACUGUCUGAUUGGCUGUCUGUUCAGUCAGUUAAAAUUGUGGAAUCCUAGGAAAGUGUGUUCCCCCCUUUCUCCCUUCACUUCUGUCCUGACAGACAAUCUAGUCUGUUGCCCUUGAUUUGCGCUGCAUGGCACGAUCAGCCCACCAGCUGGUAAAACUCAUUCUGGCAUCUGGCCUGCAGCAAAGAAAAACAGCCCAUUUCUAUUUGCAGCCCAG